UGCCGCAUGUGUGAGAAGUCCUACACCUCCAAGUACAACCUGGUGACCCACAUCCUGGGCCACAACGGCAUCAAGCCCCACUCCUGCCCGCACUGCAACAAGCUCUUCAAGCAGCCCAGCCACCUGCAGACCCACCUGCUGACCCACCAGGGCACGCGGCCCCACAAGUGCGGGGUGUGCAGCAAGGCUGCGCACGAGGUGAAGCACGAGAGCGGCCGCUGCCACGUCUGCGUGGAGUGCGGGCUGGACUUCUCCACGCUCACCCAGCUGAAGCGGCACCUCUCCACGCACCAGGGCCCCACGCUCUACCAGUGCCUGGAGUGCAGCAAGUCCUUCCACUACCGCAGCCAGCUGCAGAACCACAUGCUGAAGCACCAGAACGUCCGGCCCUUCGUCUGCACCGAGUGCGGGAUGGAGUUCAGCCAGAUCCACCACCUCAAGCAGCACUCCCUCACGCACAAGGGCGUGAAGGAGUUCAAGUGCGAGGUGUGCGGGCGGGAGUUCACGCUGCAGGCCAACAUGAAGCGGCACAUGCUGAUCCACACCAGUGUCCGUCCCUACCAGUGCCACAUCUGCUUCAAGACGUUUGUGCAGAAGCAGACGCUCAAGACCCACAUGAUUGUGCACUCGCCGGUGAAGCCGUUCAAGUGCAAGGUCUGCGGCAAGUCCUUCAACCGCAUGUACAACCUGCUGGGCCACAUGCACCUGCACGCGGGGAGCAAACCCUUCAAGUGCCCCUACUGCUCCAGCAAGUUCAACCUGAAGGGCAACCUGAGCCGGCACAUGAAGGUCAAGCACGGGGUGAUGGACAUCAGCCUGGACAGCCAAGAUCCCAUGAUGGACCUGGCCGGGGCCGAUCAAGCGGAGCUGGACGGGCAGCAGGAGAUGGACGACUUCGAGGAGGAGAACUCUUACGGCUACGGGGGGGUGGGCAACCCUCCGGACGAGCACGCCCUGACCGAGCAGGCCAUGAAGGAGAUGGCAUACUACAACAUGUUGUAGCUGAGGCUGGCGG
Messenger RNA from Tauraco erythrolophus (red-crested turaco), 1015 nucleotides. The record is from RefSeq and is a predicted model, not a curated record. NCBI's taxonomy places the organism in Eukaryota, Metazoa, Chordata, Aves, Musophagiformes, Musophagidae.